Molecule: messenger RNA, 830 nt
Organism: Medioppia subpectinata
Lineage: Eukaryota; Metazoa; Arthropoda; Arachnida; Sarcoptiformes; Oppiidae
Source: the annotation of a GenBank genome assembly
CUUGUAUUUAUGAUUAUAAUAAAUAUUAGAAUAUUUAAAAUAAUAUUUGAAUACUAUUUAAAUAAACUACAAAAAUGGCAAUGAAUUUAACGAUAAUUCUACACUGCCUUACAUUCACUAUACUGAUCAUGGCAUUUAAAUUUGGCCAUGCUCAAAAGUCCGACAAAAAUUCUUGCAAAACUGGUACCGAUAGUAUUGACACGUGUUUCAUGAAUUUGUUAUUGUUUGGCGACCCGAAGUACGUAUUUCCCGAAAAUAUGACCUCGAUGAACACACAUUGCCGGCAAAUCAAAACGUACGACAAAUGUAUUAAGGAAUACACUAAUAAGUGUCUAGCACCAUUUCCCAAACAAGUAUCUAAUGUACUCGCAUAUGGUGGACUUAAAACACACAAAGCAUAUUGUGCAACUAAAAGGCGCAAGGAAUCAUUUACUUCAGUAGGAAAGUGCGCCAACAAGAUUAAACGCCUCGGCGAUAACUGUAUGUACACUUUCAUUGACGAAAUACAGGGCUCUGAAAACUACCCUGAUGUUAAAAUGAAAUUACCGUUGGUAUGCUGCAAUUUCUACAAGUUCAAAGAAUGCAUAAUCAACCAUGGUACAAAAGUGGGCGAACCCUUGUGUAAGGAAUCACAUAUCGAGGAGACGGAGCGUAUUAUUGGCGGUUACGCUAAUGAUGUGUUGGCAUUGGUUUGCGGCGACUAUACGGAGGACUCGGAUAAAUGUGGUAAAAUUUUGCCCAAAACUCCCAAAAAGUUACCAUCGCAAAAACGGCCCAAAUCAAUUAUAUUGCCCUUUAUCAACAUAUUGGCCUCGGUGCCUCAAAAGUGA